Esox lucius (northern pike) is the source of this 3283-nucleotide messenger RNA. RefSeq names its product UDP-Gal:betaGlcNAc beta 1,3-galactosyltransferase, polypeptide 4 (gene b3galt4). Bases 531 to 1637 code for a protein of 368 amino acids. The transcript has 2 exons. Gene Ontology annotation, cellular component: membrane. Lineage: Eukaryota; Metazoa; Chordata; Actinopteri; Esociformes; Esocidae. The record is from RefSeq and is a predicted model, not a curated record. Gene Ontology annotation, molecular function: N-acetyl-beta-D-glucosaminide beta-(1,3)-galactosyltransferase activity.
UGUCUUGCGUUUUUAUUUUCUAGAAUUGGUGGAUGAUAUCAGCCGUGUAAUGACCAUGUGUCAUAAGGAUGACUCAGUUUCCUAAAUCCAAUCAGGAUCGGAAUGUCUUCUAAUCGUACUAAUUAAUUGAAUAUGUAAAACAGUCAAAUGCAUGGUGUAGAAGUAUAUUUCAGUGUUCAAUGCGUUUGGUGCCAAAACGCGCGCGACUGCAAGCAUUUUGUGCGCUGUUAUUGAAUUUUGUGAAUAGAAUUUUCUGAACUGAAUUGGUCUAUAAGGGAAGAUCAGCUUACCAGACUCGAUCGGGAUACAGGAAUAUGGCACUGAAUGGAAUACUUCCACCGUCCACUGAGUGACAGUGCUCCGCAACACCUACCAACAACCCUUUUAGUCACCCAAAUGCAGACCAAGUGAGGUUGGAGAAAUACACACAGGAGACAAGAAGACCGGAUGAUUGAUAGAGAGAGAGGGAGAGAGAGAGAGUUGUGGAGCUGCUUGGGUGCUGCAGUGUCUGUGGAGGUUGGAGGUAGGUCAUGGUUGGGCGGGGACUGUGGGUGUGUAAGCCCUGCAUUGGGAAGCGUGGGGGUCGGUUCGGGGUGGUGCCUGCCCUCUAUGUGCUGAUUGUCAGCUCAGCCCUGCUAGCUCUGCUCUUCCUGGAUUUCAUAGAGUCUUGGGUCACCUCCAUGAAUAUGAACACAGUGGUGGAGGCACAGGGCGGGGUCAUACCCCUCCAGAGUGUCCCCCCAACAAGACCAGAGGAGUACCUCCUUAUGCCAAGCCCUCUUGUCUGUCAGCGUGCUAAGCCCUACCUAAUCACCAUGGUGACCUCCGCCCCAGCCAAUCAAAGGGCACGCCAGGCCAUCCGGGACACGUGGGGUGGGGAGGUGGAGGUCAGGGGUCAUAGGGUCAUGACCCUGUUCAUGGUCGGGGUGGCCUCUGACCCCGGGCUAGCCAAGCUGCUGAUUGAGGAAGCCCGCGAACGAGGGGACCUGGUCCAGGGGCGCUUCCGGGACUCCUAUUCCAACCUUACCCUGAAGACACUCUCCAUGAUGAGCUGGGCCCGACGCUUCUGCCCCCAAGCCCAUUUCGUGGCCAAGGUGGAUGACGAUGUUCUCUUCAACCCUGGGGCUUUGCUACGCUACCUGAAUCGAAGCACUGUGACCAACAGCUACGAGCGCGGGGACCUGUACCUGGGCCGGGUCCACCUCAGCGUGUCUCCGGACCGAGGACCAGGCAGUAAACACUACCUUCCUAGAGGGGCAUACCCUGCCUCCAUCUUCCCUGACUACUGCAGUGGCACCGCGUACGUCCUCUCCCGCUCCGCCCUGCUCAAGAUUUCCCUGACUGCGGGAGCCUCGUCUCUGCCCACCCCUCUUCCCCCCGAGGAUGUGUUUGUGGGUCUGUCAGCCCGCGCGGCCGGAGUGCUACCCUCCCACUGCCCGCUGUUCUCCGGGGGGCCUGCGGUGCCCUACAGUCGUUGUUGCUACCAGGCCAUGGUGUCCAUCCACCACAUUGCCCCCAGAGAGAUGCUCCGGUUCUGGGCUGACGUGCACUCCACUCCCCUCUGCUCCUGGCUUGGAAUUCGCGCUUCCCUCGGGGUCUGUAAAGUCCGGGCCAUGCUGGGGAGCUUUCUGGGUUAAAGAAUUGACCCAGUGGAUCGGAAAGACUUAUUGAUUAGGCUGCACCCCGGCCAGGAUUUCAGUUCUGUGAAUAGCACAAGCAAUCUAUUUCAUUGGCUACGAUGAGGAAUCACUGUGCACUAUGAAAGUGUGAUUUCUUUUAUAGCUUUUUAGGAAUACUUGAUUGUGUUUAAUGUUGACCAUUAUUGCACUGGCAUUUUGUCGAAGCUGAAGGAAUAUGAACUAAAGGGAAUUAGUGGGAUGAUACAGUUAAAGGGUAGUUAAAAACACAUACUGCACAGAUAAGUAUUAGCAACCAGAAAAUGGCCCAUGUGAUAUUUGCAUGUCAUCAGCAUAGAAGUAGAAUGAUGUGUAAUGCACAAGAUCACAAUAUAAUUUUAAUGUACCAGAUACACAAGAUAAGCAUACACUAGCCAGCAUACUGUAAGAAUGAAACAACCUGAUAAGUGUGACCUGGUAGCUGUACCGGGGAGCCAUUAUAUGCUUUGUAAGAUGACUCCCUUUGUAAAUACGACACAGAUGUAUUGGAUUAAAACUAAAGCUGCAUGAAGUCACCGAUAUGCAACUAACUCUUACUUUUAACUCUAUGAACACACCUCACACACUCCGGUUCACAGUAACACAUUAAAAUAUAAAUGUAACAGUCACUAAACAGACUGUCUUAUCCACAGCGACAUACAAUUAGUGCAUUAGUCUUAAGAUAGUAGGGAAAACCACAUAAUCCAACAAUGAACACUCAACAGAGUAACCAUUAGCUAAAUUAAUUGCCAUAUUCCCUGUUAUAUCCAUUUUUUCACAACAGGAAUGCCCCCUGAAACAAGAUGUCAGGGAAGCUUAUUACCCUGAUGUGUGGUCGCCUGCAAAGACAGAUACCCACUUAUGCUUAGACCAGAUUAAACGUGGGAUCCAUCUCAAUGUUGUGAAGUGGACUCCUCUCCUUUACUUGCACUGACCUGAAGGACAGGCUGGGUGAUGUCUUAAGUCCUGCUAGAUGGAUCAUUUACUCUCAACUAUGCAAAUCUUUGGACAAAACUGAAAGAGGAAACAGAUACAAUGAGACGCCUCUAAACAACAUUGAUAUUCCCUGCAGUUUUUAGUCAGCCUGUAUGUCCUUGUGGUCAAGUCAGGUGCAGUCCAGAGGAGGACACCAGCAUAUCCAUAUCCCUGCUCAAUUAACAUACGUAACAGAUGUUAAGCUAGCAGAGUGUGAAUGAUGGAAACUGCUGAAGAAGGCUUUUCUGAAAUACUAGGACGUUGAAUUCAUUAAAGUGCAUUUUACACAAUUACCUAACAGUGUAUAUUGUAAACAAAGGGGCAUAUGUUUUUCAUACCUAGAAUCUGGCAGCACUGCUUUUAGCUCCUGUGUGAAUAAAAGUGUCUGUAAAUAAUUGAUGUAUAAUAACCUUUCUAAUAAUAAUGUGAAAUGUACGGGAAUAUUUUAUGAACAAGCCAAGACCGAACCGGGAUUCCAUUUAUCUUCUGAAUGCUAUGUACUGUACUAAGUUGUAUUAGUGCGAUGGAUUUGUAAAGACACGAAGGAAAUGUUUACGUGCAAGAAGUGAUUGGUCACUAAUAAACCAGUCAGCAACAUACUUUGUCAGAUGGAAUACCAUUGGAACUGUAAUAAAAAGAAAUGUCACCCUGUC